This is a messenger RNA of Schistosoma curassoni, 1136 nucleotides long. NCBI's taxonomy places the organism in Eukaryota, Metazoa, Platyhelminthes, Trematoda, Strigeidida, Schistosomatidae. The record is from the annotation of a GenBank genome assembly.
AUGAACUUUAGUGCUCUAUUUGCAAAUAUAAAAAGUUCAGAAUGCCCGUUGUCUCUUCUGAAGAGCUAUGUAAAUGAUGGCGUUGUCCUAAAGGACUUCAACAAAUGCGAGGAAAUUGGUUCACUCGUUUGCUUUCUCGUGUCUAAAACAUAUGGGCUUGGCCUCAAGAUACUCCUUGACUGUGGUUUGGAUAUGUCUGCUAGUCAUCACAUUACUGGAGACACACCAUUGAUCCUCCUUUGCAACGAAGGUUUAUGUGGUGCAACGAAACAACUAAUUGACAAAUUAGAACCGGCUAGUCUAUUUCAUUCCAAUGUCAUUGGAUUAACAGCUAUAACACAAUUGCUCUGUCGCGCUCACGGGGCUUGCAACUGCUUAGAAAGUCUUCUUUCACAUCUGUGCCUUUGCAGUGCUCUUUUACCAGUUGACUUGCGUAUGAACAGUCAUACACGCAGCAUGAGUAGUAUGGGACUUUUACAUUCAGAACCCUUAUUUGAAAAUGAUGAAGGAAGUCAGGUGUUAUUCACUGUUGAUCAGCUACUGGGACGCAUUAAGUCAGAUAAUAGUGAGCGUAUCAUCUCUGUAUUGCAACUGUGGAUAAAAGCAAAUCUUCUGCGUUUAACGUACACAACUGGAGACAGUUCUAUGCAGAAUGAACAAUUAACAUGCAACACAAAUGUUUUGGGAGAAAGGCUUCUUAGACCUUUGCUAUCAUGUGUUUUUUAUUCAAACAACAUUGGAUCCAUAAUGAAUAAACUUGAAAUAUUGAUUUGUCAAUUGCUCAUCUUAGGCCAGUUACAUGGAUGCCUUUUAAUUGAUAGUAUAACUCAGUCAAAUCCAGUAGACUCGAAAAACCAAUACUUGAAUAACAUCUUAGAAUAUAUACGAUGCCAUCUGAAUGCACCACUAAAAUUAAGACUUCUAGGGAUACGUGCAAUCCGUCGAAUUUUACAGUACCGUUUUAUAUUAAUUUGCCAGAUGACUGAUAAGUAUAAUUCGCUGAUAAAUGAAAAUGCACUUUCGUUUGUAACAUGGGUUGAUCAAUUACCUUUACCAAAUAUCAUCAAACAACAUAUUCUUUUAGAUCCAAUGACCUUAAGAACUAGUUGAACAAACAACUUUGCCCUUAUUUUUUU